This is a messenger RNA of Candidozyma duobushaemuli, 1002 nucleotides long. RefSeq lists its product as uncharacterized. Lineage: Eukaryota; Fungi; Ascomycota; Pichiomycetes; Serinales; Metschnikowiaceae. The coding region runs from base 1 to 1002 and encodes 333 amino acids. Gene Ontology annotation, biological process: negative regulation of silent mating-type cassette heterochromatin formation; negative regulation of rDNA heterochromatin formation. The record is from RefSeq and is a predicted model, not a curated record. The transcript has a single exon. Gene Ontology annotation, cellular component: Rpd3L complex; cytosol.
AUGCUAGACAACCGCUCUCUAGAUGUCAUUUCAAAGUUUAAAAGUGCUGUACUCACGAAGGUACAUGAAAGUGAAAACACAGCGACGGUAAGUUCGCUGAAUAGAGGAAGAAAGCUUCGUCAUGGGGCAAAGCAGCAAUCGAUGAAGACUAAGAUUGUUGACUAUGAUGGGUCUGGUCGUUUGGUUAUCACAAAUAACAAGUUUGAGCGCUCAUUUCAUCGCAGGAAAAUGCGCUGGCUGGAGUUUUAUGGUGCAAGUAAUGUCGAGCUUGACGACCCGGAGCCUGAAUCCGCCGAAUCGGAUGGAAGUUCUGAUUCCUCAGAUCUUGAGGACGAUGAAAAUGAUGAAAAUCUUUUUGAUGUCAUGCGAAUAAGUGAAAUCCUUGCGCCAUUAGGCCACCCUUCCGAAGUUGUCACACAUCCAGCGAUUUCCAAGACAUUUAAGCUGUCAUGUUUACCUACUUUAGCCUCGGAGUUCAUAGAGCUCAUCGAGGUCGAGCAAAAUACCUUGAAUCAUCUUAACAAACUUUUAAGAGUUCUUAAUGGCGAGGAUUGGUUUUACCUCCUAGAAGAACACCUUGGACUACCCUCUUAUGACCAUGGACUAGAUGAAUCAGAGCCCAAGAAUGAUGGUAGUACAAUUGUUCAGGACACCGAGGUCGGAGUCGCUCAAGAGCCGCUGGAUCGGCAAGAGACUUCUGAGAACAAGAAGAACGCUACAGGAGAAAAUUUCGACGGCGAAGAUCCCUUUUUCGCCCUUCCUCGUAGCCUAGCAAAAUAUGAGGACUUCCAGAAGCCGCGGUUUGAUGAUAGUGAUCCAGAGCAGGCGGAGAAACUCGAAGCCGUACAACAGGAUCUAACAAACUAUUUGCAAUUAAGUAUCCAGCGCCAACAAGAGUACAUCAAAAAUCUCACGACAAUUCGAAAUGGUAUCGUCAAGGCUGAUAGAUAUCGCAAUGAUUUGCAGCGUUGGGGGAAGGAGAUGAGUGAGCGGAAGAAUUAA